This is a messenger RNA of Medioppia subpectinata, 2213 nucleotides long. Lineage: Eukaryota; Metazoa; Arthropoda; Arachnida; Sarcoptiformes; Oppiidae. The record is from the annotation of a GenBank genome assembly.
AUGCGACGAAACUAUCUCUCGAUAUAUCGCACGACUGAUGAAUACUUUGAGACCGGAUUCCGGAGUAAACGUAGAAUAUUUUGGAUAUCAAUCGCCAGAAUAUUCUGUGCGCUCACAGUUAUUCGGUUUGCCAUCAGCGCCGCUAUCGAUAACCCAACCCUAUUGGCACAGAAUAUUCUGGGUAUCAAUCGCCAGAAUAUUCUGUGCGCUCACAGUUAUUCGGUUCGCCAUCAGCACCGUUACCGACAGCCCAACCCUAUUGUCACAGUUAUUCGGUUCGCCAUUAGCACAGUUACCGAUAGCCCAACCCUAUUGGCACAGGUAUGUGAUUUCACUUACUUAUGGGGCUCACGGCCCCUGAUUUCGGCCACCAUUUGCAUACACGACACAUGUAUGCUAUUGAGCGGUUUAGUGGCCAACUAUCACGAGCUGACAAACACUAUACCAUUGCUUAAUAUAAUGUAUCUCAUUAAAUACAAUCGCAUUGAUUACCCCCUAAACCGGGCCAAUGACCGCUUGUUUGGCCGACGGGUCUAUAUAUUGAGCAGAUUUUUUCUGAAGCAAUCGUUUUACGCUCUGGUAGUCUAUAUCACUGUAUGCUUUGUUAGCGCAUUGCUCGUCUCUUAUUACGAUGGUAAAUACCUGAUUAGCAUGACCAAUUUAAUAUUCUGGAAUGUAAUCUUGAUGGUAAACACGCAGCAACAUCAUAGUAUAUUAUCGUUUGGUAUUGAUGUGAACACGAGUUCGGGUUCAGUGAGGGGUCAGACACUCCAUGUCUUGAAUCGCAAAAUACAUCAAUUCUUGAAUAUACCCUACGCUGAGCCACCCUUAGGCCCACUCAGGUUCGCACCUCCCCUACCACUCAAAACACCCAAACAGAGUAUAAUAGACGGCACAAAACCCGGUAAUUAUUGCAUUCAAAACAUACCAAAGUUUGUGGUUUUGACGGGAAAUGAAAUAUUAAGUGAAGACUGUUUGGUAUUGAAUAUAUGGACACCAAAUGUGGACAAUAGUAAUGCUAUUCAACAGAAAACGGGUCUCAAAGCAGUGAUGUUUUGGAUAUAUGGCGGAGCACUGAGUAUGGGAUCAAUAUUUCAAGACAUUUACAACGCUUCAGUGUUGGCCACCAAUGAUGUGGUUGUGGUUACCGUUAACUAUAGGGUCGGGCCGUUGGGGUUCCUCUACGGCGGCGAUGAGACAGCGCCCGGAAAUGCGGGCUUUUAUGACCAGUUAUUAGCACUCAAAUGGGUUAGAGAAAACAUACAUCUAUUCGGCGGAGAUAGGGAUCAGAUAACCAUUUUUGGUGGCAGUGCCGGGAGUUGGUCGGUGUCCGCACACAUACUCUCCCCGCUAUCCAAAGGCCUAUACAAGAGGGCUAUUAUGCAAAGCGGGUCUGUUAUGUACAACAGAGACCGUCCGGCGCUGAGCACCGUUGAGGGCCUUCAAAGGGCUAAACAAUUGGCCCGACGUUUAAAUUGCGACGAAUAUGACUACAAAUGGUUGGACUGUUUGCGGGCUAUAGACGACCCGAACCUGUUUAUAGAGAUACCCGAUAACAAAAACAUUAUUAUUUUCACACAUCCGGUGUUUUGCACACAAUUUCUACCCGUUUUACUUCAGAAAAACAUUGAAGUGAUGGCCGGUGUUGUCAAAGACGAGGGCCCACUACUAACUCACGGCUUAUUUCCAGAAAUGCGGUCCGAAAUGACGGAACAAAUGUUUUAUAAAGUGGUCCGCGAUUUGAGCCGUGAAUAUCAUAACAUAGAUGUGGAGGAAGUGUGCGAUCAUUACCUCAAAGGUGUCCACAAAACUAAUUCAUCGCAACUGAAGGCAGCGUUUAAUGAAUUAUACGGCGAUUUAGGGUUCACUUGUCCGACAUAUCACUUCGCAAAAAGAUUGGCCACAAGGGUUGUCUGUCACGCCGCAGAUAUACCUUUCGUUUUCGGUCAUCCCUUAAGAAAACCGACACUUUUUACGGAAACUGAUUAUGACUUCAGUAUAGAUGUGAUGAAAAUGUGGACCAAUUUUACAAAGACUGGCAAAGCACAUGACGUUUGGUCACAAUUUUGGGACAAAUCUGUGAUUCGAGUGAAAGACUUGAAUCCCAACGAUAUGUCACUUAUUCUCGACAAUCCAUACGAGAGUACAUGUGAUGGCAUUUGGGAACACUAUUUCUAAAACAACUAUUAAUUUUAUUACAAAUUAUUACAAAC